GGGAGACUGUGAGGGCGAGGCUACCGCGCCGUGUUUUCCGGGCCUGCCGGCGGAAGGCUGACGGGCUCUUUGUCGGGCCCGUGUGGGCGCUGCUGGCCGCAGCCUUGUGACCAUUGAGAAGGAGCGUGCGGGGUCCGACCAUCCCCGAAAGGCGGGUCGUCGCGCUCCCGGACUCGGACGCGGAUGGUGGACGGGGGUCCCUGGCGCCUGGCGCGGUGUGUGCGAGCUGCCUGCUGAGCCCCGGCUGGCCGGCCGACAUGUGCUCGGCUUCUGGGCUCGCUCUGCUGUGCAGGGCCCUCUGCAGACCCGUCGGAUGGGCUUCUCUGCGCAGGAGUCUGACGCUGAGUGCGGGCCGGAGAACUCCAGAGUUGAACAGCUUUACCGCUCGGACCAACACGUGUGGGGAGCUGCGCUCUUCUCACCUGGGCCAAGACGUCACCCUGUGUGGGUGGAUUCAGCACCGGCGACAAAAUCUCUUCCUGGUCCUGAGAGAUUCCUAUGGACUGGUACAAGUUGUCAUUCCCCAGGAUGAGUCGGCUGCCUCAGUGAAGAAGGUUUUGUGUGAAGCCCCCGUGGAGUCCGUGGUGCGGGUGUCUGGGACAGUCAUUCCCCGGCCUCCAGGACAAGAGAACCCGAAAAUGCCAACAGGUGAGAUUGAAAUCAAAGUUAAAACAGCUGAAAUUCUGAACUCCUGCAAGAAGCUGCCCUUCGAAAUUAAGGACUUUGUGAAGAAGACGGAAGCGCUCCGCCUGCGGUACCGCUACCUGGACCUGCGCAGCUCGCAGAUGCAGCACAACCUGCGCCUGAGGUCGCAGCUCGUCAUGAAGAUGCGGGAGUACCUGUGUAACCUGCACGGAUUUGUAGAUGUAGAAACUCCGACACUGUUCAAGAGGACCCCGGGGGGUGCCAAAGAAUUUUUAGUGCCAUCCAGGGAACCCGGAAGGUUUUAUUCCCUCCCUCAGAGUCCCCAGCAGUUUAAGCAGCUUCUGAUGAUCGGCGGUUUUGACAGGUAUUUUCAAGUUGCUCGAUGUUACCGAGAUGAAGGUUCAAGACCAGACAGACAGCCUGAGUUUACUCAGAUUGACAUAGAGAUGUCCUUUGUGGAGCAGGCCGGGAUCCAGCGUUUAGUCGAAGGCUUGCUGCAGUACUGCUGGCCCGGCGGCCGAGCUGCGCUGGAGGCUCCCUUCCCGUGCAUGUCUUACGCCGAGGCUUUGGCCACGUAUGGAACUGACAAACCUGACACUCGCUUUGGGAUGAAGAUUGUAGAUCUCAGCAGUGUGUUCAGAAGCACAGAGGUUCGACUCCUUCAAGAUGCACUGAAUAAGCCCCAAGGAACUGUCCGGGCCAUCCGUGUCCCUGAAGGAGCAAAAUACUUAAAAAGAAAAGACAUUGAGUCCAUUAGGAAAUUGGCAGCUGACCACUUUAAUCAGGAAGUCUUACCUGUAUUUCUGAACGCCAAUACAAGCUGGAAUUCUCCAGUAGCCCGAUUUAUAAUGGAGGAACAAGGAUUGGAAGUAAUCAGACUAAUGGAGGUCCAGGAGGAAGAUGUGAUCUUCCUAACUGCUGGAGAACAGAAGACAUCGUGCUCUUUGCUGGGGAGACUGCGGCUGGAAUGUGCUGACCUGUUAGAAACGAGAGGAGUGGUGCUGCGCGACCCGGCUCUCUUCUCUUUCCUGUGGGUGGUGGAUUUCCCACUGUUCCUUCCCAAGGAGGAAAAUCCCGGAGAGCUGGAAUCAGCCCACCACCCGUUCACCGCCCCCCACCCCGACGACAUCCACCUGCUCUACACUGAGCCCGAAAAGGUGCGCAGCCAGCACUAUGACUUGGUUCUAAACGGCAGUGAGGUGGGCGGUGGCUCUAUCCGGAUCCACGACGCGGAGCUGCAGCAGUACGUGCUGGCAACGCUGCUGAAGGAAGAUGUGAAAUUGCUGUCCCAUCUACUCCAGGCUCUGGAGUACGGUGCACCCCCUCAUGGAGGAAUUGCCUUAGGGCUAGACAGGCUGAUGUGCCUUGUCACCGGAGCUGCAAGCAUCAGAGACGUCAUAGCCUUCCCCAAGUCCUUCCGGGGACAUGACCUCAUGAGCGGGGCCCCGGACUGCGUCCCUCCUGAGGAACUCGAGCCCUAUCACGUCCGAGUCUCGUGGCCAGCAGACUCGGCCGAGAACUCAGCCAGCCAGCCACAGCACCAAGAAAGUUGAGCGUUUGCACUUGGUCCUCUUUGCUCCUCCCACGGCUGCGAUCCCACCCAGAGGGCUGGCACGAGCGACAGUCAGCUGAAGGAGUCAGACAGCGUUCUUCACGGUGAAGAAGCAAAAGUUCCUGGAUUCUGACUUGAUAACACGCACCGUUGGAAUGUUUUGGUAGGAACCUCAUCAAAGUUCCUUCACUCGUGAAAGACAGUUCUCGCUUGGAGUGAUGUAACGAAUGGCCUAGUGUUUUCUGAUUAUCUUCUUCAUAUCCAGAUAUUCACUAGAACAGAUGUGGUCAGAUAACAUGGGAAUAUGUCUGUUAGAUUGAUGAAGGAUCAUAAAUCAGACUUUAUACCGACAUUUCAGCUGCCAAUGUAAUACAGAAUACAAAGCCUGGCUGAACUGCCAGUCAGGAAAUACUCAGUGUUUCAUCCUGAUCACGUUAUUUUCCCUUCCUUCCUGCUUUUGUAAAACGUACAUAACUUGCCUUCUGC
Messenger RNA from Ochotona curzoniae (black-lipped pika), 2683 nucleotides. RefSeq names its product aspartyl-tRNA synthetase 2, mitochondrial (gene DARS2). Bases 258 to 2198 code for a protein of 646 amino acids. NCBI's taxonomy places the organism in Eukaryota, Metazoa, Chordata, Mammalia, Lagomorpha, Ochotonidae. Gene Ontology annotation, molecular function: aspartate-tRNA ligase activity; ATP binding; nucleic acid binding. Gene Ontology annotation, biological process: aspartyl-tRNA aminoacylation. The record is from RefSeq and is a predicted model, not a curated record. Gene Ontology annotation, cellular component: mitochondrion; cytoplasm. The transcript has 17 exons.